CACUCCAAACAUUCUGAUGGUGUUCAUAAAUCCCUGCCUGGACGCGGUAAAAUCCUCACUCAGAGAAGUAACUCCCCAACAGAACCCCCCUAAAACCUUGCCUCAAUUCGCAAGUCACAAUCCUCCUUGGGUUCUAUCGUCCACCUAACUCUGCAGCAAUGGCUGCAUCUCUAUCAGCAUCCACAUCGCCAUGGACGUCAAAUUUGUCUCUCAGAAAAACCCACUUCGUAUUUUCACCACAAAAUAGCCGUCCAAUCAUUACCCACAUCAAACAAUCCCCUUCCAGCCCCAAUGCUGAGUUGAAGUUUCAAACUUUGCCCAAUUUAAACCCCUCUAUUGUAAUUUCACCCCUCGCUCGCGCUGCAUCACGAGUUUCCUCACGUGGGUUUCUUGAAACAGACGAGGAAGAUGAGCUUUUGCCGUUGUUUGAGCGGCCGGUCAAAUUUGCCCUUUGGGUUUUGGUCUGGGCAUCUGUAUCGCUUGCUUUGUUCGCGGCUUCCGGAAAUGCAAAUGCUGCUGCUGCGGCGGCUGCGGAUUCAAUCAGAGCCUCCAACUUUGGCCUGAAGAUUGCGACGGCGCUUCGAAGCUCCGGCUGGCCUGAUGAGGCUGUGGUGUUUGCUCUGGCCACACUUCCGGUCAUCGAGCUUCGUGGGGCUAUUCCUGUUGGUUACUGGAUGCAGCUUAAGCCUGUUCUGCUAACAGUUCUAUCUGUUAUUGGGAACAUGAUUCCUGUGCACUUCAUCAUACUUUACCUGAAGAGAUUUGCAUCUUUCCUUGCUGGAAAGAACAAGGCUGCAGCUCGGUUCCUUGACUUGCUGUUUGUGAGGGCUAAAGAGAAAGCUGGCCCUGUAGAGGAGUUCCAAUGGCUUGGUCUGAUGCUGUUUGUGGCUGUGCCUUUCCCGGGAACAGGAGCAUGGACAGGGGCCAUCAUAGCUUCCAUUCUCGACAUGCCAUUCUGGUCAGCGGUGUCUGCAAAUUUCUUUGGUGUUGUGUUGGCCGGGCUUCUGGUAAAUUUGCUGGUGAACCUUGGCCUCAAAUAUGCAGUUGUUACUGGUAGUGUCCUCUUCUUUAUUUCCACAUUCAUGUGGAGCAUCCUUCGGAAUCUUAAGAAGUCUUUAAGCUCAUCAAACUGACAUGAAAUUUUAAAUUUGUUACCGACGAUUGAAUUUUUGAGCUUGUAUACAUUCUCUAUUCGCUUCUACAUGUUCAUUUGUGUCAAAUUUUCAAAGCAUAGUUUGACUAAUUACACAACAUGGUGUAGAAGUUCUAUGAAUACCCUCGCAUUUUGUUACUAAUAUGAUUUGUUCAGCUGUGGUUCGGGGCAAUCAAAGCACAUGUAUCGGAACUGAGUUGCUACAAUCUACGAUAUGCUUACCUUUCGAUUGA
Messenger RNA from Malus domestica (apple), 1386 nucleotides. RefSeq lists its product as uncharacterized. Lineage: Eukaryota; Viridiplantae; Streptophyta; Magnoliopsida; Rosales; Rosaceae. Gene Ontology annotation, cellular component: chloroplast. The record is from RefSeq and is a predicted model, not a curated record.